Messenger RNA from Tribolium castaneum (red flour beetle), 1866 nucleotides. Its product is annotated as croquemort. Gene Ontology annotation, molecular function: scavenger receptor activity. The coding region runs from base 172 to 1641 and encodes 489 amino acids. The transcript is spliced from 8 exons. Lineage: Eukaryota; Metazoa; Arthropoda; Insecta; Coleoptera; Tenebrionidae. The record is from RefSeq and is a predicted model, not a curated record. Gene Ontology annotation, cellular component: cytoplasm; membrane.
GCAAUGAUAAUGGCAGAAGGUCGAGCUGUUAUUGUUGUUCCAAUUUUUUGUUACUCAUCGACGCUAAUGUUCUGGGUGUUGAUGUGUCUGAAAACUAUUGUAUAAAAACUUUCUGGAUCAAGAUUAAUGUGGACGUAUCUGUGAUAUUUCUUGUAGGAUUAUAAGAAAAUAAUGCCUUGCUGUACACCCACUUGCCGAAAAUGGAGCGUAUUUGGUUUCGGUACGUUCUUUCUAGUCCUCGGUGUUGCCAUUAUCGUUUUUUGGAACAGCUUGGUCCAGUCGAUUAAAGAUCAGGAACUAAAUCUCGGUAACGAUGGUACGACGGAGUACAAAAUGUGGAAGGAAACGCCGAUUCCGAUGUACAUCGAGUUUUAUUUAUACAAUUGGACUAAUUGGAAAGAAGUCGUUGAUUCUAAAUGGUCGCUAAAACCGUCGUUUGAAGAACACGGUCCUUACACUUAUAACGAAAAACAUAUUCGUAAAAAUGUGAUAUUCAACGACAAUCACACGGUGACUUACAAGACCCAAAGGAUUUGGCAUUUUGCUCCCGAAAAGUCUAAAGGGUCCUUAGAUGACGUAAUAACGACACUGAACCCGAUUUUAGUUACGGUCGGUUCUAUGGUCAAGUACAAACACCCUAUUGUUAAAAUGGGCGUCAAUUUUUUUAUCAAAGAAAAGGGGGUUAAUUUAACAGUGACUAAAACAGCGCGGGAAUUUAUUUUUGACGGAUACGACGACCCGUUGCUGGAUUUAUUGAAGAAAUUACACAUGAGGCAUAUAAAUAUACCGUUCGACAAGUUUGCCUGGUUUAUUUCGAGGAAUGAGUCCAUUGAUUACGACGGCAUUUACAACAUGUAUGACGGCACCGACGACGUCCGAAAACUCGGAAGGUUCGCUUGGUGGAAUUACAACAACCAAACCGAAUAUUUCCCGAAUUAUUGCGGGGAAGUCAAUGGAACUAGCGGGGAAUUAUGGUAUCCAGUGGAAAACGACCAAUAUGCAGAAGUUUUUUCACCGGACACGUGCAGUACUUUAACUUUAGUCAAACAAGGAACGGAGGAAUUGCACGGCGUAGUGGGCCACAAAUUCGUGGGCGAUGAGAAAUUGUUUGAUAAUGGGACACGUUAUCCGGACAUGAGAUGUUUCAGUCCUGGGGAUGUGUUACCAAGCGGCGUCCGAAACGUGUCGCAUUGCAAGUUUGGAGCACCGGCGUUUAUUUCCUACCCGCAUUUUUACUUAGCUGAUCCGUACUAUAGGGAAGCUAUCACGGGAAUGACUCCCAACAAAACCGAGCACGAAUUGUUUAUUUCAAUUGAACCGGAAACCGGUAUCCCAUUACAUGCAAGAGUGGCAGCUCAGAUUAAUCUUCAUCUUGAAAAAAUCGACAGAAUAACGUUGUUGGAACACGUUGGGAGAGAGUAUUUGAUUCCGGCGAUGUGGUUUAAACAGUAUGCCGUUUUGAGCGAAGACUUGGCAAAUCAGGCUAAGAUGCUUAUCAUUCUUCCUGCUGUUGGUCAAUAUACCGGAAUUGGGGCUGUCGCCUUGGGUUCACUGCUUUUGAGCAUUUUUGGUUUUCUUACGUGGAAAAGUUACAGGAAAGGUAGAGAGGAGGAAACACUGUUGAAUCAGGAAGAAUUUUAAUACUCUGAUUUUUUAAUAGCCAGACGUAAAAUUGGAAUUUAGCAAUACUUGUAAAUAUUGAACAUUGCUGUGAUAUGUACUUGACCAUUUUGUGUAAGACUAGUGUGGGCAUUGAUUGCAUGUGUAUAUUCUGUAAAAUUAUGUACAUAGUACUUAAUUUGAAAUUCAUAAAUGAAUGAAUGAAAUAUAUUAUUUUUAGCCAGACAUACAAAACAUUGAAAAAUU